This is a messenger RNA of Adineta ricciae, 4584 nucleotides long. The record is from the annotation of a GenBank genome assembly. NCBI's taxonomy places the organism in Eukaryota, Metazoa, Rotifera, Eurotatoria, Adinetida, Adinetidae.
AUGCAACAAACAGACAAUAUUCCGACAGCUGAUCAAAUUGAAUUGUACGUGCCACGAAAAUGCGCUGCCAGCAACAAAAUUAUCGCUGCCAAAGAUCAUGCUGCUGUUCAAAUAGAUAUCGCUGAAGUCGAUGAACGCACAGGUGUUGCGACAGGCAAAAACCGAACCUAUGCUCUCUGCGGUUCAAUUCGUAUGAUGGGUGAAUCUGAUGAUUCGCUCGCAGUGGUGGGAACGAACGAGCUUUGCCUGACAUCAUCAUCAUCAUCGUCACAACACAUACGCAACAAAGCAUCUAACGAAAUAAAGAUGCCGUCAACUAUCCCGACCCUUCUACCCUAUGCACACGAAUUUUUACGUUGUGCCAUCUGUUUGCAUGAUUUCGAAUAUGACAAUUCGUCUUAUCGUCCAAUAACUUUACCGAAUUGUGGUCACACCAUGUGUGGACAAUGUAUCGAAAUCAUACGUAAACAAACGAAAUGUCCUCAAGAUCAAGUCUCAUACGGAACGACAAUUCCACUUGAACAAUUACCAAUCAACUAUCCUUUGUUACUCCUGCUUUUCGAUCCAGAUCGAUUACCUGAAGAUGAUGAACAACGUUACGGUCAAUGUUUGUCAUAUAUGAAUCUUGAUGAUGAAACGAAAUCAUAUUUUCAUCAGAGUCAAGCGAUUCUUGGUGAUAUAGCAGUUGGAAUUAAAUAUUUACUUUAUGAAUAUAAACUCGCUGAACACAAGGAAAAUCAACAAAUUUUAACUCGUCCUAUCAUUCGAAAAGUCUUCGCUCUAUUGAAUAGUCAAUUUAUCGAUCGUGAUGGUCGUUUGAAAGCUCUUAAAGCAGCACGAAGUCUUGGCGAACGUAUAUGUGUUGAUUUUAUCAUUCAUCACCAAAAUCCACAGCAAUUAACAGCUAACCUUUGGUCAGCUGUUCGUUCACGUGGUUGCCAAUUUCUCGGGCCAGCUAUGCAAGAAGAAGUAUUAAAAUUGAUUUUAUUAGCACUCGAAGAUGGUUCAGCAUUGUCACGUAAAGUUCUGGUCUUAUUUGUUGUACAAAAACUAGCACCACAGUAUCCUCGAGCAAGUAAAACAAGUGUUGGACAUGUUGUUCAGUUACUCUAUCGAGCAUCGUGUUUCAAAGUUCAGAAACGUGAAGAAGAAUCAUCAUUAAUGCAAUUAAAGUCUGAAUUUCGAAAUUACGAAAGUCUUCGCCGUGAACAUGACUCACAAAUUAUUCAAAUUGCCGUCGAAGCUGGUUUACGUAUUUCACCUGAUCAGUGGUCAUCGUUAUUAUAUGGUGAUGGCCAACAUAAAUCAUCGAUGCAAUCGAUUAUUGACAAACUUUCCACUCCUGCUUCAUUUACUCAAGCCAUUCAAGAAUUUCUGAUUGUUCUUCAACGUGCUGGCGACUCAUCGAAGCAUUUGGCACAAUUGAAAAGUGAUUUCGAAUUUCUGUCACAAAUAGAAAUUGGAUGCACAGAUCAACAGUCAACAUCCGAGGAGAGCCAUUCGGCUCAUUCAAAUUGGCCAUGUAUGCUCGAUGUAUUGAAAGCGGUGCGAACUGUUUUACAAGCCUUGAUGGAUUUCAAUUUACAAGAAUCCAAAAACAAUCAUUUUAAUAAGAAUUUUUACCAUCAUCGCUCGUACGAUCUUUCAUCAACUACAUUUACGUCGUCAACAUCAUGUUCAUCACCGAUGACUGUGUCACCAUUAGGAGGUAGUAGUACAACGUCCGAAUAUCAUUUACAACCGUUACAUCCGGCGACUUCUCAACAUGGCCAGAGCAAAUAUAAGGUUUCAAUGUGUCGCGAUUUCGUUCAAAAGCAAUCGUGUCCACGUGGUAUACAUUGUACAUUUGCACAUUCAAAAGCGGAAAUGGAUAAAUAUCGUGCUAAAAAUCGUCCUCCAAAUGGAUCAACAUUACCAUUAACUUCAACCAAUACGAACUCUUCUUUUCCGCCUCCGCAAAAUACAACUGGUUUGCCACUUUAUUCACCGGCUAACAAUACUAAUUUAGUUCGGCCCAUUCCUCCACCUAUACUACCUUUGUGGAAUCCACAACAAUCGCAACAUCUUAUUCAAGAAGUUCCUCAACAGCAUCAUCAUCAUCAUUACUAUCAUCCAUCACAGAUUCCACCGUCGAUUCUUCAAAUGCAUGCCCAUUCGAAUUCAACAACGUAUGAUCAUUCACAACAAAACAAUAAUCUUAACCCUACGAAUAAUAAUAAUAAUAACAAUAACAACAAUUCAAGUCAAAUUCCGGUGAUUGCAGCUGCUGCUCAAGCCAUUCUUGAACAAAAUAAUGCUGCUGCAGCUGCACUUGCUGCUAAUACAUUUUAUCGUUUUCAACAACAGCAACAAACACCGUAUCAUCAAUCAUCAUCGAUGAUUGGUCAACAAUCACAGCAACCAUCAUUAUUAUCUCGAUCAUCAAAUCUUCCCAACCCAUCAUCAAAUUCUAUGCAACAACGUUCUCAUAAUUUUACUGAAGCACGUUUUUCAUCAUUGUCAGAUCAACACAAUAGUCAUCAAGUAUCUAAUCAGUUUCAUCCUAUUGAAGAUUUACGUUUACCACCAGUGAUGCAUCUUGCUGGAAGUAAUCCAGCAGAUAAUUCCAAUCUUAAUCAACGUAAUUAUCCAGUUUUACAAACGAUUCCACCAAAAAAUGAUGACAAUCUUCUUUAUUUUCCAUCGAUCAACAAUUUAAAUCGUUCACAACAAACAUAUUUAAGUAGUUCGAAUACUAAUCAUGGUCUGUUCAAUGAUAUUCUUCCAACUAAUAAUAAUAAUACAAAUAAUCCAAUAUCAACAUUAUCAACCAAUACAUUUAUUAAUAAUCGACAACAACAACAACAGCAGCAGCAACCAUUUAAACCGCCCACAGCUUUCUCAUAUCCCCAACAGCAUCAAAUACGUAAUGAUGAAAAUGUUUUUCAUAACAAUCAACAACACUUAAGUAAUUUUGAUGAUGAUGAAUAUUCGUUAAUCAACGCCUCAAGUAACGGAAAUGGUGGAGGUGGUGCCAAUUCAAAUGAUAGUAGUUUGUUCUACUUCGGUUCGGCUAAUGCACAUGCAACAGCUGCCUAUAAUUUCUAUCAUCCAAACUCACCAUUAGGUGGUAAUGGUCAUUCACUCAAAGCAUACAUGUAUAAUGAAAAGCAAGCUCUACGAUAUCAAGUUGAUACAUUUAAAGAUAUAUUAGAUGAACACUAUGAAACAUUAAAUCAAGCUAAAAGACAAUUGAAGGAAAAAAGCAAAGAUUUCGAACUACAAAAACGGACACUGGCAGAUCUUCAACAAGAAAACAAUCAAUUAAAAGAAAUUCUAGAAAAUCGUGAAAAACUAAUUCAAGAAUCCGGCAUGCAAUUGCUAACUGUUGAUCAACCAAAUGGUAAACCUGUCGGCGACGAAAAACUUUCAUCUGUUUUACCAACUGGUCUCGUUUCUCACGAAACCUUUACGCUAUUGAAUUCGCUUGGUAAAGGAUCGAUUGAUGAAAAAUUAAAACGAAUUUUAAGUGAAAAACGUGAACAAUUCGAUCAAAUUGUUAAAUUAAAGUCCGAAUUGGAAGAUGAACGAAAUCGUUUACGUACAUUAGAACGACAACUACCAAAACUUCAAGAUUCACAAAAUCAUGCCAAUAGUACACUCGAUUCUGAACAACAAAAACAAUUACAGAAAGAAAUAACCGAUUUGAAAAAUCGUCUACAACGUUUAGAAGCUGAAAAUGGCUCGUUACAACAAGAAAACAAACGGUAUGAUGCUCAAUUGAGACGUCAUAAACAACAAACAGAUGAUGCCGAACGUGUCGAAGAAGAUCUUAAACAAGAACGAAGGCGAUUACAACGCGAGUAUCGUGAUAUGAAAUCACGAUAUGAUGACGCAGUUUUGGAGAAACAACGUUUACAAGAUCGGGUUGAUUCAAUGGAAUUUGUUCGACGGAAUUAUAAUUCAUCAUCUCGACAAUUGCAUAAUUCAAGUGCCGGAGGAAAUUCAUAUCUUCCUCCGGCAUCAUCGCGAUCAGGACGUGGACCAUCUGUUGCUCGUUACACAUCAGUCGAACGUGAAACAGAUCCAUCUCUUGCUCCACCGUACCGAUCGCGCGAGCCAUCCGUAGCUCGACGAGCUUCGCGAGACUAUUCAAGUGAUCGUUGGUCAACAAGACGAGAUUCAACUACGAGUGCACCUUAUGAUCAUGAUUUUUCAUCAAGUAAUGCGCGACGACCAGAUCGAUGGUCUACAGCCACUGCUCCCAAUAUGAGUUCAUCUAGUUAUAAUUUCUCAUCACUCCCAGGUAGAACCGAUCCUCGCAUGAAGUGUGGAUCGCAUGAUGAAGUUUUCGUUUGGAGUUUCGCAUGUUUGAAUCUUCGCGUCGCCCGUGAAGAACUGGAAAGUGAACGAACACGUGGUGAUGUUCUCCAACGAGAGAAUGAACGUCUUCGAACAUUACGAAAAAAAACUUUGCUCAACACACCUGAUGAUAACCUUGUUUCAUCAUCGUCUGUCUCACGAUCUCAUACAAGUUCGCCAUCGCCAUCAUAUAUCUCUAGCUCUGAUCUACAAUUUUAUCCUACAUUACAAGAUCCCUCUUAA